Molecule: messenger RNA, 1694 nt
Organism: Didymella exigua CBS 183.55
Lineage: Eukaryota; Fungi; Ascomycota; Dothideomycetes; Pleosporales; Didymellaceae
Product: NAD(P)-binding protein
Exons: 5
Coding region: 406-1647 (413 amino acids)
Biological process (GO): NADPH regeneration
Cellular component (GO): cytoplasm
Molecular function (GO): oxidoreductase activity; nucleotide binding
Source: RefSeq, a predicted model, not a curated record
GGGCACUCGACGCGGUCCUUGACAGCAUUGGACGCGUUGGCGAUCAAACUGGUAGCUGUCCCCGCGCCGCCCGACUUCUCGGAGCCGCCAUUAUGACCAGACGCGCCCCGCUGCCGUUCAAUGGGCCAUUCAAACGUCAUGCCGGCCGCGGGAAACGGCAAAAUCAUGCAUGUCUGUCAGCCGUCCAACAAGCCCCUCGUGCCCCCUUUAUGCAUUGAAUCGUGCUAAUAGAUGGUAAAAUUAUUCCGUUCAGACGCCGAAGGAGCCGACGAGCUGUUAUGCAUUGUCUGGAAGCCUUCCCCAAGAAUCGCCUCAUUAGACUUUCCUUCUUCUCGAAACUCGGGAGUGGAAGUGAACCUCAAUUGAUCUUUCUUCAACCAAAGAACAGCAGAAAACAGUAGCAACAUGGCGCCUCCAGCGGUUCUGAUGGUUGGUACUGGGGAGUACACGACCGGCUUUGUUGGCGGCGGCGCUUCCAAGUCAGAUAAGAAAGUUGGUGUUGUAGGCUUGACGCUCUUUGACCUGCGACGACGCGGCAAAGUUGGUGACCUGUCCAUGGUCGGUGUGUCUGGCGGCAAAUUCCCUGCCAUUCGCGAGCAUCUUCAGAAGAACAUUUCCGAGGCAUACAAUGGCCUCGAUGUUUCCUUCGACGAGUUCCCCAAGGAGGGCAAGACCGACCCUGAUGCGUACAAGACCGCCAUUGACGCUCUUCCCAAGGGCAGCGCCAUUACUAUCUUCACCCCUGACACAACUCACUACCCAAUCGCUCUGUACGCUAUCGAGCGUGGCAUCCACGUUUUGAUCACGAAGCCAGCGGUCAAGCUACUCAAGCACCACCAGGAGCUCCUGGUAAAGGCUAAGGAGAACAAUGUCUUUGUCUACAUUGAGCAUCACAAGCGUUACGACCCUGCCUAUGCGGAUGCACGGUUUAGAGCUCAAAAGCUUGGCGACUUCAACUACUUUUACUCGUAUAUGAGCCAGCCGAAGAGCCAGCUGGAGACCUUCAAAGCCUGGGCCGGAAAGGACAGCGAUAUCUCCUACUAUCUCAACUCCCAUCACAUCGACGUCAACGAGUCGAUGGUCCCUGGCUACAAGCCCGUUCGUGUCAUGGGCAGCGCAGCAAAGGGCAUUGCGACAACUCUUGGCUGCGACCCUGCCACUGAGGACACAAUUACACUUCUCACAGACUGGGUUAAAAAGGAUGAUCCCAGCAAGCGUGCGACAGGUGUCUACACAGCUGGUUGGGCAGCACCGCAGAAGGCUGGUGUUCACUCGAACCAGUACUUCCACUACAUGUCCUCGUCUGGAGAGAUCCGUGUCAACCAAGCCAAGCGUGGCUACGACGUCACUGAUGACGAGACCGGUCUUCUCUGGUACAACCCCUUCUACAUGAAGUACGCUCCUGACGAGGAGGGCAACUUCGCUGGUCAGAUCGGCUACGGCUACAUCUCCUUCGAGAAGUUCAUCGACGCCGUCAACCUGCUCAACGAUGGCAAGGUCACACUCGACCAGCUCGAUUCGCGCCCGCUGCCCACACUCAAGAACACCAUUGCCACAACUGCCAUCCUCGAGGCUGGGCGGAGAUCGCUGGACGAGAAUCGACCCAUCGAGAUCGUCGAGGAGAAUGGUGUCUGGUCGCUGAAGUAAGCAUGUCAUGUUCGCUAGCAUUAAUGAAUGAAACGAUACACACCCAA